GCGGCGCCGCAGCCAUGGAGGGAGGCGGUGGCGGCAGCAGUGGCGGCUCCGGCGGCUGCGCUGGGAGGCGGCGGUGAGCGGCUCCCACGCCUCCGGCCCGGCCCUGGUUCCCCGGGACGGAGCGCCAAGCAGCCCCGGCUCCGGGAUACGGACUAUGGGCGAGCAGCGCUGAGCACCGGGGGAAGGUCCUCUGCCUGGAAUGACCUUGCCCUUUGCCCAGUCCACUCUAGUAGCGUCUCCUCGGGGAAGGCUUCCCUGGGCACCCCCAGGACCCUCUGCGCUCCCCAUGUGGAAGUCAUCUGUGUACACGUUUCCUGCUCCACCUCCAGGACACUGCGUUCCCAAGGUGUUAGCUGUGAAAGCUGGAAGGAAGCUGAGAAUGAAGCGGAGAGCAUCAGACAGAGGAGCUGGAGAAACAUCGGCCAGGGCAAAGGCUCUAGGAAGUGGGAUUUCCGGAAAUAAUGCAAAAAGAGCUGGACCGUUCAUCCUGGGUCCCCGUCUGGGCAACUCACCAGUGCCAAGCAUUGUGCAGUGUUUGGCAAGGAAAGACGGCACAGAUGACUUCUAUCAGCUGAAGAUCCUUACCCUUGAGGAGAGGGGGGACCAAGGAAUGGAAAGCCAAGAGGAGAGGCAAGGCAAGAUGCUGUUACACACCGAGUACUCUCUGCUUUCCCUCCUCCACACGCAGGACGGCGUGGUUCACCACCAUGGGCUCUUCCAGGACCGCACCUGUGAAAUUGUUGAGGACACAGAAUCCAGCCGAAUGGUUAAGAAGAUGAAGAAGCGCAUCUGCCUUGUCCUUGACUGCCUCUGUGCACACGACUUCAGUGACAAGACGGCCGACCUGAUCAACCUGCAGCACUACGUCAUCAAGGAAAAGAGGCUCAGCGAGCGGGAGACUGUGGUCAUCUUCUACGACGUGGUGCGAGUGGUGGAAGCCCUGCACCAGAAAAACAUUGUGCACAGAGACCUGAAGCUUGGGAACAUGGUGCUCAAUAAGAGGACGCAUCGGAUAACCAUCACCAACUUCUGCCUUGGGAAGCAUCUCGUGAGUGAAGGGGACCUGCUGAAGGACCAGAGGGGGAGCCCUGCCUACAUCAGCCCAGAUGUGCUCAGCGGCCGGCCGUACCGCGGCAAGCCGAGCGACAUGUGGGCCCUGGGCGUGGUGCUCUUCACCAUGCUGUAUGGCCAGUUCCCCUUCUACGACAGCAUCCCGCAGGAGCUCUUCCGCAAGAUCAAGGCUGCCGAGUACACCAUCCCUGAGGAUGGCCGGGUUUCGGAGAACACCGUGUGUCUCAUCCGGAAACUGCUGGUCCUCGACCCCCAGCAGCGCCUGGCUGCUGCUGACGUCCUGGAGGCCCUCAGCGCCAUCAUUGCCUCGUGGCAGUCCCUGUCGUCUCUGAGCGGGCCUUUGCAAGUGGUUCCUGACAUCGACGACCAGCUGAGCAGUGCAGACAGCUCCCAGGAGGCGAAGGUGACGGAGGAGUGCUCCCAGUAUGAGUUUGAGAACUACAUGCGGCAGCAGCUGCUGCUGGCUGAGGAGAAGAGCUCCGGACACGAGGCCCGGAGCUGGGUGCCCAAGCGGCAGUUUGGCAGUGUGCCACCAGUGCGGCGGCUGGGCCACGAUGCCCAGCCCAUGAACCCCUUGGACGCAGCCAUCCUGGCACAGCGCUACCGGCGGAAAUAGCGCCUCCAGCCGGGCACCAGCACCGCGCUGCCUCUUCCCGGCUGUCAGGGCUGGGCCCUGGAGUGCUGAACUCUCCCAGGCUGCACGGGGACAGGGCAGGGACAGCCCAGGUCACACAGGGGGUCAGCAGAGGUACCACGAAGCUACCUUUUGGAAUGAUUGCUUGAUUGUUUGGUUUUUUUAAUCUGAGAAGCCUAGAUAACUAAUCUGCUUUUAAUCACGACGUUUUAAUCUACCUCUGUCUCUUUAACCAUGCUGUCUCUGGACUGAGUGAGAGGGAGGAGGAGGAAGCCCACCCACCUGCCCACCAGGCUCCAUGGCCUGACCCAGCCGCCCGCCUGCCCGGGCAGCUGCUCCCACAGUCCACAUAAGCUAAAAGUGCGUCUCGCUGCUGGCUCCCCAGAUGAACACCCACUCCCAGUGCUCUCCCAGGCCCCUCCCAGGGGCUGUUUUCAUCCCUCCCCUUCUGACCCCAGGCCCCUCAGUCCAAGCUUUGGAAAACCUUCACCUCAUCUUAAGCAGAAUUCAAAUAUAUUUAUUUUUGUACUGCAACCAACUUCUGUCCCAUCUCUAGAUUUCUCAGCCCAUGGCCACUCCUUGCCCCCAGCCUGGCUGGCCAGCAGGAGUCCACAGCCCAUAGAUGGGCCCCCACCUUGCCCCAGGCUCAGAAGCCCCAUCUUGCCAGCCCUGCUCCUCCUCUAGCCCCCAGUCCCUCCUUGUUUCUGGUGAUGGGGAGGCCUUUCUAUCCUUGGUUCUCUGUCUCCAUCUCAGUAACUGCUCUGAGGUGCUGUACACUUGCAUUGACCAUGGUUUCCUUCUCCAUCCCGCACUGUGGUACCCAGGGAACACUGACAUAGAUGUGAAGGGGUGUCUGGUGGCUGGGCUGGGGAGGGGGGUGUUGGGCUAGCUGUGCACAGGUGGGCCCUGUUUAUACACCCUUUGCCCCCACAUCCCACUCUGUUCAGAGAGCGGGGGGCAUCUCCCCUCCUGUCCUUGCCCCACAAUGGAUUGCUGUCUCUUCCAGCAGAUCCUGGCCAGGGUCCUUCAUGGAGGCUGCGGGGCUCGUGGGGAGAACUGUAGGGACUGGGGGACCCUUCCUAGCUUGAGAACAGCCCUGCUGCCCUUUUUGAGCCAAGAUUUUGAAGUGGAUGCCUGUCUUGCCAGAAACACUGUUCUCACCAGAAUGGCCUCCCCUCCCACUCCCCUCCCUGGACUUGGCCCUGCCCAGUGCUAAGCAAAGACCCCCACCACCGCACAACCUACAUUCCCAGGCCCCCUGGGAGAAACGGAGUGUUCACCUCCAGGCUGCCCUGGGCCUUCAGCAGGCCCUGCCUGCCUGAACUUGCUCCCUAGUCAGGAGGCCUCAAUUCCCAGAGUGUAAGCAGCCCCCUCCCCAAAAGCUGACUCACUGUGAGUGACUUGGGCAAGUUCCCAAACCUCCUUGUGCCUCAGUUUCCCCAUCUGGAAAAAAUGGGGCCACCUCUUGCCAGCAGUAGCAGGGCCGCCCAUGCCCCUUCCUCCCUAUACCCACUCCUAGCACUUGGGCGCCUUGUGCCUCUGCCUCGGUGGGUCUGUGGGAGCCCGCCUGAGCCCACCCAGCACUUACUCCCCCUGAGCACCAAGCUCUGCCUCUAUCAGCCGGCCAGCUGCUGAGAGCCAGGGUCUCAUGCUGUGGGGGUGAGGGCUGCCCUCUUUUCUAUAUUUAUUUCAAAAAGAAGUCUCCUAAAGGAGUAGAAACGCAGUCCAGCCUAGGGCUCCCAGCCCCUGUGACUGACCUGUGAGGGUGUCAGCCAUGCCCCUUGUCCAGCAGCCUGCCCAGACCCUCCAGGCCUGCUUGCCAGGUGUGGUCUCUCUCCUCCUUUUCAAAGCAAUAUCCUCUGGGUCUGCAAAGCCCUAUCAGACAGACUGGUCCCUUCCAAGGUCAACCCAUGUGUCUGACUACAUUUCUGGCAAAGCAAAUGAGAGGAGGUUGGGUCUGCCCUCACUGGGUGUCACACGCUGAGAGAAGUCCUAUUGUAAAGAAACAAAAUGGAAAAAGUCACAAAAAGUUUGUAUAAAGACAUAUUUUUGUACUACAUGGGGACUCUUCCUGCAUGUCAGCAAUAAACUUCCUGAUCUGGAGCCAC
Manis javanica (Malayan pangolin) is the source of this 3813-nucleotide messenger RNA. It is a transcript of the gene STK40, whose product is annotated as serine/threonine kinase 40. Gene Ontology annotation, biological process: protein phosphorylation. NCBI's taxonomy places the organism in Eukaryota, Metazoa, Chordata, Mammalia, Pholidota, Manidae. The record is from RefSeq and is a predicted model, not a curated record. Gene Ontology annotation, molecular function: protein kinase activity; ATP binding.